GGUGGUGUUCGCCUGUGUGAGCGCAGCCACUAGACUGGCGAGGGGUUCGUCGUCUUUUUUGGAGAAAAAGCUCGACGAGCGCCUUCCGAGGGGCCACCGCCGGGACAGGAAAGCCACCGGGCUCCGAAAAGGAGGGGGGGAUGGCCGCUCCCGGAAGUGACGCGCCCCAGCCGCCGCCUUUCUCUCCUCCCCCGCCGCCGCUUCUCCCGCUUCUGCCCCGGAGGAGCCUGUGAGGCUCCCGCGCCCGCCCCGCUCUCUCCGCCAGGACUGGGCCGCAGGCACCCGACUCCGGACAGUGCAAGUUGGAAGAAUUGGACACCCACUUCAGAAUUCCCACCCCACACCCAGUGGUCCCUCUAAUUUUUUUUCAUCUCUGUGCGGAAUGAGUUUUGAUCUGGGCGGCAGUAUCAAGGCAGUGCGUGUGCAUCUGCAUUCAGAAUGGGGCCUUCCGGAUUCAACCUGAGCAGGAUCUAAAUUGAACUGACUGGACAUCCAAAAAUUUAUGGACCAGUCGUCUCCAACCUACAUGAUUGCCAACUUAACUCCUUUGCAUUCAGAACAACUCCUGCAGGGUUUGAACCUCCUCCGGCAGCACCAUGAGCUCUGUGACAUUGUCCUUCGUGUUGGUGAUGUUAAGAUCCAUGCCCACAAAGUGGUGCUGGCCAGCAUCAGCCCAUAUUUCAAAGCCAUGUUCAGUGGCAACUUGUCUGAGAAGGAGAACUCAGAGGUGGAGUUCCAGUGCAUUGCUGAGGCAGCCCUGCAGGCCAUAGUGGAAUAUGCCUAUACAGGGACAGUGUUCAUUUCCCAAGACACAGUGGAGUCCCUCCUGCCUGCUGCCAAUCUUCUCCAAAUCAAGCUUGUGCUGAAGGAAUGUUGUACUUUCUUGGAAAGCCAACUCGAUCCUGGCAAUUGCAUCGGGAUCUCUCGCUUUGCGGAAACAUACGGUUGUCAUGAUCUCUACUUGGCUGCCAACAAAUAUAUUUGCCAGAACUUUGAAGAUGUUUGUCAGACAGAAGAAUUUUUUGAACUUACGCAUUCUGAGCUGGAUGAAAUUGUCUCCAAUGACUGUUUGAAUGUGGUCACUGAGGAGAUGGUUUUCUAUGCACUGGAAUCUUGGAUUAAGUAUGAUGUCCAAGAGCGCCAGAAGUACCUGGCGCAACUCCUACACUGUGUGCGGUUGCCUCUGCUGAGUGUCAAGUUUCUCACAAGGCUCUAUGAAGCCAACCAUCUCAUUCGUGAUGAUCACACCUGUAAGCACCUGCUGAAUGAAGGCUUGAAGUACCAUUUCAUGCCUGAGCACAGACUUUCUUAUCAGACAGUGCUAACAACGCGCCCUCGCUGUCCUCCUAAAGUACUCUGUGCUGUGGGAGGAAAAGCUGGACUCUUUGCUUGUUUGGAAAGUGUUGAAAUGUACUUUCCUCAGAAUGACUCCUGGAUAGGUCUGGCACCUCUAGGUGUACCUCGCUAUGAAUUUGGAAUCUGCGUCCUUGACCAGAAAAUCUACGUGAUCGGAGGAAUUGCAACCCACAUGUGUCAAGGCAUUAACUAUCGCAAGCAUGAGAGCUCCGUGGAAUGCUGGGAUCCAGAUACAAACACCUGGACAUCCCUUGAAAAUAUGAACGAGAGCCGGAGCACAUUGGGUGUUGCAGUUCUAUCACGAGAAAUUUAUGCUUUGGGUGGCUAUGAUGGGCAGUCUUACCUACAGUCUGUGGAGAAGUAUAUCCCAAAGGUGAAAGAAUGGCAACCUGUGGCACCAAUGAGUAAAACUAGGAGUUGUUUUGCUGCAGCUGUCUUAGAUGGAAUGAUCUAUGCUAUUGGGGGCUAUGGUCCUGCACAUAUGAACAGCGUGGAGCGUUAUGAUCCCAGCAAAGACUCUUGGGAGAUGCUUGCUCCAAUGGCUGAUAAAAGAAUACACUUUGGUGUUGGGGUUAUGCUGGGUUUCAUUUUUGUAGUUGGAGGGCACAAUGGUGUUUCUCACUUGUCCAGCAUUGAGAGAUAUGACCCUCACCAGAACCAAUGGACUGUUUGUCGACCAAUGAAAGAGCCCAGAACAGGAGUUGGUGCAGCUGUAAUUGACACCUACCUUUACGUAGUUGGUGGACACUCGGGGUCAUCCUACCUAAACACUGUACAGAAAUAUGAUCCCAUAUCAGAUACCUGGCUGGACACGGCUGGCAUGAUGUACUGCCGAUGCAAUUUUGGCUUGACAGCACUUUGAGGAGGAUGAAUGCACAGGUGCAACUGGCAUAGAAGGUGCCUGGCCUGUGGAGACCAGAAGCUGCACUUCCUGGAGCUGGGAGGAAGGGGCAAAGGCGUAACUGAAAUGCAGACAGAUUAACCCCAACCAAUCAUUGUUUUUGGCUAUUGUGGAUGACAAAAAGGUGGGGGGAGAAGUGGGUUCAUAGGGGAUCCAGGCUGCAUACUGUUACUGAUAUGAAAUGAUUUAUCUUUAAAAAAGAAGCACUGUGUGACCUGAAGUAAGCAUAUACGUUCCCCAGCUCACAGAGCUUUAGCCCCUUCCUCUUCUUCCUCCUCCUCUGACUGAUGUAGUUAACCUUGCAAAAGAUGACGGAUCCUUUAAUCCUGUUGCACAAACUGUCUUGUCGAUAGAUGUCUGGCUGCGUCCUUGCAUUGAGACACCAUCAUUGCUUCACAACUUUUUAUGAACAACUAACUAAAGGGCUGCCUUUUUUCUCCUGUAACUCAAGGUUUGUAUAUAAUUGAUGCCAUAGUCCAUUUGCCUGCACUUACCGUCCUCUUUUUUGGUUACUUGCUCUGGGGGCUUGGGGAUGAUAAUAAAGGGUGGCUAUUUUCAGUUGGCAACCAUAAUGCCUUUUUAGCCCUGAACUUUUUGGACCUGCCUAAACAUCUAAAACCUACCUUUUCUAACGCUUGCCCUUAUCUAGGUUGGAAAAUACCUAGCUUGCAAGCCCUAGCACAGAGAUAAAACUUUAGGCAACAAACCUCUUCAUCCCCUUUGGUUUUCGGAAAUAUGUAUGUGUUUCCCAGCAUGUUUGUAAAUACUUCUAAAAGACAGGAGUAUCUUCCUCUGCACCCCUGCACUGCAAAUCUGUGUCCCUUGGCCCAUGAAUGACUGUGAAGUGUCCUGAUCUUAACAUGGUGCUAAAAUAUAGCAAGGCUGUUAACAAUCUAAGACUGCAAUGAUCCUACGCAUAUUUACCAAAAAGUGAGUCCCACUUAUUUCCGUGGCGCUUGCUUCCAUGAAAUAAAUAUGCCUGGGAUUGUGCUUCACGGGCAGUUUGGCUGAAGUAAUAGUCUUUGCCUUGUGUCCCUGGUUUGCCAGAACAGGGUAUGUAGUGAAUACCGCCAACCUAAAAUGUGGUAGAUGCUUUCCAUUCUUUCAAUUUCUUGGUUUUCCUUAUCUAUUUAAUUUGUGCCUAUGAAAAAUGUCAAACUUUAACAUAAUAUAAUUUUGUUAGAUUAACUUUUGUUAGAUUAAAUUUGUUAAGACCCAAGCAGCUUCUUAAUGGAGUUGAUUGAAGCGUAUUGUUGCCUUAAAACAAAAAAAAUCACAGAAUAAGGCAGUAUGGGGUAUAGUUAUUUAUAUAGCUACAUACACCCUUUUGGAAAAAUUUCCUCAAGCGCUUCUGCUCAGCUUCCCUUUACUUCAGUGGGGCUUUUCAGUGUUCAGUGAAUUGCCCCCUCUAACAGCUUGGAAUAUGAAGGGAUUUCCUUGAGAGUGUCCUGAAACUUAGCUUUUACGUUUGGGACCCUGUAUGCUAAUCCUUAUAUAGAUGACUGUGAAAAUAUUUCUUCAACUUUGUUUUGUGUGUUCAAUGACUUAUAUUUCAGUUUUGUACAAGUAGUUGUACUUUAAUUUGAUGUUGUGGUCUUCCAUAACUAAUGUGUAAUUUGGAUUCUCUUGAAAUGUUGUUUUUCUCUUACUCUCUUUUUAAUGUAUUCAUUUUUCUAUUUUAUUUUUUUGUAUUCACAAACAUGCAAUAAUAUGAGAGUUUAAAAAAACAGCCUUUUUACGUAAAAUUUGAGGUUGUGAACUAACUUAAUUUGUUCUGUGUUCCUCCUGGAGUAGGAAUGGUAGUGAACAAAGCUGCAAGUCGUCUUGUUCUUCCAUGAGCUAAUAAUGUUCAGGCUAAAACUGGGAGAGUGCACUUUGUUCUUAAGCCACUCUUUAAGAAACACAAAAACUUGCAUUUCAUUUCUACUAACAUUUGCACAUACUAUGAAUUCCUGAAGCUCUUCUUCAGAUAUUCAUGGAGUCCAGCAGAGUCUUCAGGCAAGUAAGUAACAAAACAAGCACUUUCUGCCUAGUGGCUUUGGAGUGGUUUGUUGAUUCUUGUUACACAGCAAUAAUGGCAUAAUGCAACAAUUGCAGAGACCUUUUGUCUGCGCUUGGGAAAUUCCCAUUCAUUUCAGUGUGGUUCACAUGGGAAAUGUUUGCUGUGGACUGUAUGACGCUUAAGCAAAUUGGAGGCAAUCUGAGCUGAUGCCUGUUUCGAUCCAUUGUUUUGAUUGAUUGCUUUAUUUCAGUUCAAGAAAAUACCCAGUGGAAACAUGUUGGGUAUCCUUGUGUCUGCAGAGAUGCCUUUGAACACAGAAGCAUAUUGAUGAUUGUAGAACUCCCAGCCAUGGGAUGUUGUUUGCAAGGAAGUGUGUAGGGCAAUUCUGGAGCAGAUAGAACAGCUCUAGACAAGAGAGUUGCUGGAGAAAGACCAAAAUUAUGCUGGAGAAAAAUGGGGUAUAAAGCUUUCCUUAGCUGAAAGCCUAAGGCACUGAGAAGUGGUCUUCUAGCUAUGUUCUUGUCUGCCAUUUCAUUGCACCUCCUGCAAAGCAUUAACUGUCAGAUGUUGUCGCCGGUAGAUCUGACUAUUUCUCAACAUAGUCAAGAAUAUUUGAGCCAAGAAUGGGGUUUUUAAAAUAAUAAUAAUAAUAAUAAUUAAUAAUAAUGAGCUUAAAACCAUGAAAAGAUUGGGUGGCUGACAUACUGAGGAAAAUUACUCAGAGUAGUCCCGUUGAAAUUAAAAGGACAAAUUAAGAAAUUCUUGUCAUUUAAUUUCAACAGGACUAGUCUGAGUAAUUUUCCUCAGUAUGCCAGCCUAAACCUGUCCUGCUAGGGGAUGCUGACAUGCAUCUGUUAGUGGGUUCAAUUUGCCACAGAUUUCUACCAAGGAUCUCUGGGCUACUUUUCAAUAAUUAGGCAGCUGUCAAAAUGAUGCACUUGCAUUUAAAAUAGUUAAGUUAAAAAAGAGAGGGGGUUUUUUUGUCAAGACUUUUGUCAAGUAAUUGAUUAGUGUAGUAGAUGCUGGCUGUGUAUUGAGUUCACAUAUAUCCCAAUAAACACAGUUUCUGUUUGGGAGCAUAGUAUCCCAUUCACCUAAGUGCUCAGGCACAGGCAAACUGGACAGCCUGAUUUAACACUUGCUGGCUGCAAUAAGCUUAUUGUAGUUUAACAAUGGUCUUGUGGAGAAAGCAAGACCAUAGGCAUAGGAUGUCGCACACCUUACAUUAUCAUCCAGUUCUAUACAAUCCUUUGAAUUCUUAAUUUGUAAGGGAAAGCACUUUAAAAUGUACUGGCUGUUGGUGUCCAGGCUUCUCUUGUUUUGAAAAACAUUGUUAAACAUGCAGUUUCACAUGCAAGUGGGGAGUACACAGGUGAUCACUAUUGAUUGAGAAGGUUGUGCCCAGUGUCCACUUCCCUCAUUUAAGGAGGAGAAUUGGUGUUCAUUAUCUCCUAGAAUGUGUACUUAAAAUGAUAGCUGAAGUUUACUCAGCAGUGUGAAGAGGGCACUGUGCCCAUGCUCAGAAGUACACGCUCCUCCAGUUAGAAACCUCUGAAGUGGUGGGUUGCAGAGGGUGACACUUGGCUCCUGACACAUUCCGAAGCACCACACUGGCAAGCGUUUUGGCUUGCAUGAGGCACUGCUUUCGGAGGUUCUCUCCUUGCUUGCAUUCUCUUCUCUUCUCCACUCAGCAGAGAUAGUUAAAUUUAUUAUUGCUUUGCAGCUUCCUCCAUUGUGCAAAAGACUGAGCGCUCUCCAUGCUUGCCUUAAAUUCCUUUUUUAAUUUAUUAAAGAACUGGGUGAUGAUUCCUCUCUUUGCCUUACAUGCUGUGCUGUCAUCUCUCUGGUCAAGGCAAAGUUUGCUUUCAACAGGACUGACCUCUCAUGCACUGUAGUUUUUUUUAACAGGAUUCUGGCAUGCCCAGAAGGGGUCAUUUGUGUGUUUAUCAGCCCACUAGUGGAGUUUGGUGUUUAGACUACCUUCCCACUGGCAGGGCUUCAUUAUUUUCCCUUUUUCUUUUUUUUUCAUUGACAAAGGUGGCAUUUAUGUUGAGUGGGAAACUGCUCAGUAACUUUUGUGUUUGCUAAAUGUGAUAAUGCUCUGUUAUCAUUGUAACAGUAUUUCAUUUGAAUGUGCAAUGUUUACUAAAUAAAUCUGUGAAAGCA
This is a messenger RNA of Hemicordylus capensis (graceful crag lizard), 6425 nucleotides long. RefSeq names its product kelch like family member 28 (gene KLHL28). Gene Ontology annotation, molecular function: protein binding. Bases 503 to 2218 code for a protein of 571 amino acids. The transcript has 6 exons. NCBI's taxonomy places the organism in Eukaryota, Metazoa, Chordata, Lepidosauria, Squamata, Cordylidae. The record is from RefSeq and is a predicted model, not a curated record.